Messenger RNA from Aspergillus aculeatus ATCC 16872, 1684 nucleotides. Its product is annotated as S-adenosylmethionine-dependent methyltransferase. The coding region runs from base 421 to 1419 and encodes 332 amino acids. The transcript is spliced from 3 exons. Lineage: Eukaryota; Fungi; Ascomycota; Eurotiomycetes; Eurotiales; Aspergillaceae. The record is from RefSeq and is a predicted model, not a curated record.
CACGGCCCGUCGGCUAUAAUCGACUGUUGGUCACGUAGACUAGAGAAGUUUAUGUCAUGUCUUUGGCUUAGUUAUGCACCGCUUAUGUAACUAUCCUCCGCAAUGUUCCCCCCGCUAUCUGCAAAACUUCAUCCUUCGGGAGAUGCCGAGGAAUCACUGAUAUCAAAUGAAAGACGCUCGUGCAGAUCGGCUGCUGAUUAUCGCCAAAUCGACAGUGCGAUAUACUCCCUAUCUUCCAUCUCUGAUUCCUGCUCGAAAAAGCAAAGCUAAUUGAGACACGUUCCUCUAUAACUAGAGUGGUCCUCCGGUCUUGUCCGUCGCAUCGCCGAUCUCCGAGCAUUCCAGCCAUUGGCGCAAUUCAUACUCUAGCCCACCAUUCUGUACCUCCGAUUGUUUGGUAGGAAUAAAACCCUUGAAACAAUGGAACAGAUCACCAGUUUCCUGUCGCUACUUGGAGAAGAGGUAGAAGAUGCCGAAGAGGAAGCCUUCUACCUUUUCGCACAAGACAUCCCAUCCUCCAACUUAGGCUUCGUCGACUCGCGCGCCACGACCGUCGACCUCACAAUCAAUAACCAGGACUACACCAUCCAUCAAUCGCCCACGUUACUCUCCUCGACCCGUGCAGGGGGCACAACAGGCGCAGUCCUCUGGAAAAUCACCCCGCUCUUCUCCGAAUGGCUAUCCUCCGCGACCAACCCCCUCUGGACCCGAUCACUCCUCUCCGCCGCCUCCACCGUCGUCGAACUCGGCUGCGGCAUCUCCGGGUUGAAUGCCCUCACCCUCGCGCCCAAGGUCCACCACUACAUCGCGACAGACCAGGAAUACGUCCACCGGCUCUUCCGUCAAAACAUCGAGACCAACCACCAGCCCUCGACCUCAACCAGAUCCUCCAAGUCUCGUAAACAGCAGCAACAGCAGCAACAACAACAAACCAAACGCAGCAAACCCAAACAGCAACAGCAACAACCACAUGCCACACAACAAUCAACAUCCUCACCAAACAUCACCUUCACCUCCCUGGAUUGGGAAACCGACGUCGCAGGUUCGCUGAAGGCCAGCGUCGGAUUGGAGAACCCUGACCUUGGUUCCGACGACGAGGAACAAGGAAUCGAUCGAGGCUUCGAUCUCCUGGUAUCCUGCGACUGUAUCUACAACGAUGCGCUCGUGGCGCCGUUCGUGCGCACGUGCGCCGAUAUCUGUCGGCUGAGGCCGGUAUAUACCACAAAUAAUUAUGGGGCGAGGAGCCGAACGCCGACGAUCUGCCUCAUCGCGCAGCAGCAGCGGUCGCCGGAGGUGUUUGAGGCUUGGUUGCAGGAGACGUUGAAGGUGUUUCGCGUCUGGCGGGUCGGUGAUGAUGUGCUUGGGGAGGCGUUGAAGUCCGGGACGGGGUAUUUGGUGCAUCUUCUGCUUCUCAGGUGAUUGAGAUUUAGUGGGGGAGCUGGGGGAUAAAGGAUGUAGUCGGUCGGUCGAGUUAAGAUGAGGUUGGGAGAUGCAAAUGGCGAGUUUCCUGCGUGUCCUGCUUCUUCCGAGUUGAUUCAUCUUUCGACCGAUCUAUCAUGACUGAAUCGCGUGUAUAUGUGUCAAAGUCUGCGUGACGCGGCAUUGGAAUCAAGUAAUUCAUAUCCAAUGAUAAUUCGUUUGGGAUGAUCACAUUGAAAAAUCGAUAUCAGGAAAGCACGAACGC